This is a messenger RNA of Aspergillus melleus, 1437 nucleotides long. It is a transcript of the gene frdA, whose product is annotated as putative FAD dependent oxidoreductase. Gene Ontology annotation, molecular function: FMN binding; oxidoreductase activity. The transcript has a single exon. The record is from RefSeq and is a predicted model, not a curated record. Lineage: Eukaryota; Fungi; Ascomycota; Eurotiomycetes; Eurotiales; Aspergillaceae. The coding region runs from base 1 to 1437 and encodes 478 amino acids.
AUGACGAUGACACCAACCACCGUGAUCGUGAUCGGCUCGGGCCUGGCCGGCCUGGCCAGCACCGUCCAGCUUCUCGCCCAGCGUAUCCCCGUCCUGAUGCUGGAACGCUCCGCCAAGCCCGGCGGAAACAGUAUCAAGGCUUCGUCCGGAAUCAACGGCGCGCCGACUCGGUUCCAAUCCCUUCCCAACCUCGACAGCGUCGCUACGUUUUACGCUGAUACGGCCACUUCCGCCGGCGCACCAUUUAUCUCCGCCGCGGGGGCGGAGAAGACCCGCAGAGAAAAGCUCGUCGAGACUCUGACGUACAAGUCCGGGGAGGCGGUGUCUUGGCUGACGGAUGAGCAGGGAGUGGAGCUGAGUCGAGUAACGCGCUUGGGUGGACAUAGCGUGGCCCGGACGCAUCGCGGUGCCGGAAAGAAAACGCCCGGAUAUGAUAUUGUCAGCACGCUGUUGAAGCGAGUGAGUGAGGACGAUCUGUUUCGCAUGGAGACAGGUAGGAAGGUGACCAAGCUGCUGCGAGAGAAGGACGGAGCCGUGACGGGGGUGGAGUAUACGCUGGUCACGGCGAGCAACGAAACCGUGGUGGAGAGGGCCUACGGGCCCGUCGUCGUGGCGACGGGGGGCUUCGCCGGCGAUGCGCGCGGAUUGUUGGCACAGUAUCGCCCCGAUCUGGCUGGGAUCCCCUCCACGAACGAACCACGCGAAGGGACGCAGCCGCUGCUCCAGGAGAUCGGGGCCGCUGUGGUGGAUAUGGACCGCGUGCAGGUGCAUCCGACGGGAUUCGUAGAUGGCGCCGAUGCCGAGGCGGCGGUGAAGAUCCUGGCAGCGGAGGCCCUGCGCGGGGAAGGCGGCAUCUUGGUGCGAGGAGAUGGCAUGAGAUUCGUCAACGAGUUGGAGACGCGGGAGAAGGUAACGGGCGAGGCGAUGCGGCAGGCGGAUCGACUUCCCACGGAGGCGACGCAGUGGGAUGUGAAGCUGGUGCUGGACCAAGGGGCCGCCGCGGUGUUGGAGACGCAUCUGGGCUUUUAUAUGUGGAAGGGGCUGAUACGCAAGACGACGGUUGGCGAGAUGGCUAGGGAAAUGCCGGCGCUGGAGAGCACCUUGCGGGACUAUGCCGACGUGGUGGCGACAAGGAAGGAGGAUGAGUUUGCACGCGAGUCCUUUGGGAACUGGACCCUGACCGACGUGACACCGGAGUCCGAGGUGUACGUGGGCAAGGUGACGCCGGUGGUGCACUUCACCAUGGGAGGCGUCGUGAUCAACGAACAUAGCCAGCCCCUGGAUUACCACGGCCGCCCGAUCCCGGGUCUCUGGGCGGCGGGCGAAAUCACCGGCGGCCUCCACGGACAGAACCGUCUGGGAGGAUCGUCGCUGUUGGAGUGCGUCGUCUUCGGCCGCAUUGCCGGAGAGGAAGCCGCGGCUUUCUAUCGGGCCUAG